AUGGAGCGGGGCCGGCGGGGCAGCGCGGAGCAGGGCCCGGCCGUCCUGGGCUCGCGGCCCGUCUCCCCGCGCAGCCCCUCGCCCGCCGUCGCCCCCCCCGCGCUGCUCGUCCCUUUCGGCCCCGAGGGCCCGGCCCCGCCGCCCGCCGCGCGGAGGAGCUCCCGACCCGACGCCGCCUUCGAGCCGUUCUCUCCGCGCCCGUCGCCCGAUGGAGCGCAGCCCGGCUGCGGGCGGACCGACGAGCGGGCGCCGGGCCGGGCCGCGCAGCCCCUGGCGCUGGACGUGGGCAGGGCCCAGCCCGAGCCGCUCCCGGUGCCCGCGCUGCUGCCCCUCGGACCGGGCGUCCCAUCGGGCCGCGCCUCGGCGCUGGGCGCGGAGCUCGGCCCGGCGGAGCACGGCGUCCCCGGGAAGCCGCUGCCCAAAGCCGAGUCCAGCGAUCACAUCUCGGCCUGGGCGGCCCCCCGCGCUGUGGGGCUGCCCAAAGCCGUGUCCAGUGAGUUCCUUUCCGCCGGACGCAUCGGGCUGGGCAAGGCGGUGGCUCUCGCCAAGCCGGAGCCCGACGAGCUGCCCCUGUUCGGGAGGUGCGGGGCGUCCCUCAGCCCUACGAGCUCCGGCGGAUCCUCUGAUGCUCUCCUGGGCUGCGCGGGGACGGCCGUGGAGGACGGGGCGUUCCGCAUCACAGUGGUCACCUGGAACGUGGGCACAGCCAUGCCCCCCAGUGAUGUGACGUCGCUGUUGCAUCUCAACACAGGCGAGACGAAUGAUGCAGACAUGAUCGCCAUUGGGCUGCAGGAAGUGAACUCCAAGAUAAACAAACGCCUGAAGGACGCCCUGUUCACAGAUCAGUGGAGCGAGCUCUUCAUGGAUGUCCUGAGCCCCUUCCACUUUGUGUUGGUCAGCACAGUGCGGAUGCAAGGUGUGAUCCUGCUGGUGUUUGCCAAGUACUACCACCUCCCCUUCCUGCAGGACAUCCAGACAGACUGCACUAGGACAGGGCUGGGCGGCUACUGGGGCAACAAAGGAGGGGUGAGCGUCCGUCUCUCCAUCUUUGGGCACAUGGUGUGCUUCCUGAACUGCCACCUGCCAGCACACCUAGAGAAGGCGGAGCAGCGCAAGGAGGACUUUGCCACCAUACUGCACAUGCAGCAGUUUGAGGGAAGGGCAGCCAGUGGCAUCCUGGACCAUGACCUCGUCUUCUGGUUUGGGGACCUCAAUUUCCGCAUUGAGAGCCUCGACAUCCGCUUCGUCAAAUAUGCCAUUGACAGCAACAUCCUUAGCCAGCUCUGGGAGAAGGACCAGCUAAACAUUGCCAAAAGCACCUGGCCGGUCCUGAGCGGCUUUCAGGAGGGACCCCUCAACUUCCCCCCCACAUUCAAGUUUGAUGUGGGCACCAACAAGUACGACAGCAGUGCCAAGAAGCGAAAACCCGCCUGGACUGACCGCAUCCUUUGGAAGAUCAAAUCUCCCAGCUCUGGUGCGGGCGGGCGCCGGCCCAGCCGGGGUGUGCUGUCGGUGAGCCAGCUCUGCUACUGCAGCCACAUGGAGUACAUGGUCAGCGACCACAAGCCUGUAGCUGCCAUCUUUGCUGUGCAGUUUGCUUCCAAGGCAGAUAAGCUCCCGGUGGAGAUCUUUGUGGCUGAUGAGUGGAUCAGGCCUGAGCAAGCAGUUGUCAAGUACAAGAUGGCUGCUGGCUUUCACCGGAGCUCCUGGGAUUGGAUUGGCCUCUACCGGGUGGGUUUUCGGCAUCCUAAAGACUAUGUGUCCUAUGUUUGGGCCAGGAGUGAUGAUGGAGAGCGCUGCGUAGAGAAGCAGCUGUGUGCACAGGUGAUGUUCUCAGAGGAAGCGCUGCCCAAAGGGAAGGGAGAGUACAUCCUUGGCUACUACAGCAACACCUCCAGCAGCAUCGUGGGUGUGACAGAGCCAUUCCAGAUCUCCCUGCCUAGAUCCGAGGAGGGCAGCAGCCCUACGGACAGCUCGGGCAGCAGCUCAGAGGAGGAGGAUGACAGCACUCUUGUCCUGCUGGCUCCCAAAUCCCGCAGCCCCAGCCCGGGCAAGAUGAAGCGGCACCGGAGCCGCAGCCCCAGCCUGGCCAAGUUCCAGGGUCUCAUCCUGCGCCCAUCGAGCCGUGACCGGGGCACCAGCCGCAGCCCCUCACCCCAGAGCCGCCGUGCCCUCACCGGGGACAUCCCUGCCAUCCACCUGCCCCAGAUGGAGCUGGCACGCCGUGGAUCCAAAGCCAAGGAAUCGGGGCAGGUGGCCAACAGCCAGGAGGGCAGCCCAGGUUCCUUCUACCAGACUGUGCGGGAGCCAUGCGUUGCCCGGCGUGCUGCUGUUGACAACCCUCUGGCCAGGGCUGACCCUAGGAACCUGGGCCUGCUGCCUGCACUCCGCCUGGAAACCAUUGACCAAGCCAUGGGCCGACGGAGGGAGAGUGCAGACCAGGGCUAUCCCUGUCGCAGGAUGAGCCCUACCAGCCCUCCUUGCAGCACUUCCCCAAAGGAAGGGGGCAGCCCCCGGGAGCUGGAUGGUUACAGCUGCCCCAUGGGGCGCUGAGGCUGUGCCCUCCUCCCUCCUCGCCGUAGCGCGCUUGCUGUGUGCUUUCCCGUGCCACGUCCCUGCUGUGAGCCAUCCCUCUCCCUUAUUUAUUGCAGUGAAUCACCCCUGCACCCCCGCUGCCUGCCUGCCCUGCUCCUCCCGGGGCUGCAAAGGGGGCACAGGGGAGGGGGUGGUGGUGAGGGAUCCCUUCGUGUGUGUCAGAACUGCGGGCCACUCAGUCCUAGGGCAGGUGAGGGGGCUGGGGGGUGCUGGGGGCCAGGGAUGGUGCUGCAAGUGAGGAUGUUUGCCCCCUCCCCCCGGGGCACAGCACUGCUGCGGGCGCCCUGCAGAUGGGAGCUUGCUUCUUUCCUGCCCUUACCACUGUGCCUCGGGCUUGGACAUAGUGUGAGCAACAAAAUAAAGCAUCCCGCCUGC
Molecule: messenger RNA, 2970 nt
Organism: Phasianus colchicus (ring-necked pheasant)
Lineage: Eukaryota; Metazoa; Chordata; Aves; Galliformes; Phasianidae
Gene: INPP5J
Product: inositol polyphosphate-5-phosphatase J
Biological process (GO): phosphatidylinositol dephosphorylation; negative regulation of peptidyl-serine phosphorylation
Cellular component (GO): ruffle; plasma membrane; cytoplasm
Molecular function (GO): phosphatidylinositol-4,5-bisphosphate 5-phosphatase activity; phosphatidylinositol-3,4,5-trisphosphate 5-phosphatase activity
Source: RefSeq, a predicted model, not a curated record